UCAAGGUCGGGAACUCCCACUUUGCAGGCACCACUCAGCAAUAGGAGCAAACACUUGAAAGAUCCCAUAUCUCAUCCCUUAGGGGCAUAUCAGUAGGCUACAUAGAGAGAUGCUAUAGCCAAAGCAGGAUCAGUCUUUGAAUUACCGCGAUGCUGACUUGUGCAGGCUCUGCAUUAUUGAGCUGAGCUGCUGCAUUGAUGCUGAAGGAGUAGAUCUCCCCUUGCAGCAGAGGCAGCUGCAGCUACAGAACCAUCUCUGUGGCUUAAAGCCUUUUAUCAGAGCAGCAGCAGCAGCUUGUACAUCGGCACCCAUCCCCUCUCCCUUUCCUGGCAAUAUCUCCUGCUUUCAUUCAGCUCCUGCUCAUUUUACUGGGAGGGCACAAUGCCCCUGCAGUCCUACACCAGAGACAAGGACAUGUCGCCCCUCCUGCGCUGGGAUGAGGUGCCAGAUGAUUUUGUGGAAUGCUUCAUUUUAUCCGGCUACAGGAGACUGCACCUCACUGCCCAGGAGUGCCUAGCUUCCAUAUUCCAGCCCACCAACGAGACCCUUAAUUUCUGGACACAUUUCAUCCCCCUGGUUUUGUUUGUCAGCAAGUUUUACCAUGUCUUCUUCUUGGCUACGGAGCUGCCCUUCAACCACCCAGCCCUGCUCCCUCUUUGGUGCUAUGCCUCAGGAGUGCUACUGACAUUUGCCAUGAGUUGUACAGCCCAUGUGUUCAGCUGUCGCUCCUUGCGCCUGCGUGCAGCCUUCUUCUUUCUGGACUAUGCUUCUAUCAGCUACUAUGGCUUUGCCAGCACAGUGGCAUACUCCUACUAUCUGCUUCCCAGACUGAGCCUGCUGGACCCAACUGUGAUGACACCUUACCUGCAAAGCUUGGGCUGGCACCAAGUGGAUUAUAGCAUGCUCAUGGGGCUGUAUGGAAAACUAGUGCUGCCUGUGGCUUUUAUCCUAGCUGUAACCUGUACGGUGGCAUGCUGCAAGAGCAGAGCAGAAGAUUGUUCUUACCCAUUUGCUAUCCGCACUUUUGUGUUUGCAAUGCCCCUCAGCAUGGCUUGUCCAGUCAUGAUUGAGAGCCUUCUGUUUGACCUUAGCAAGAGAAACCCUACCCUGUUUGUUCAUUUUUAUAGGAGGUAUUUCUGGUUGCUGGUGGCAGCUUUCUUCAAUGUCAGUAAGAUCCCAGAAAGGAUCCAUCCGGGACUCUUUGACAUUAUAGGGCACAGCCACCAGCUCUUUCAUAUAUUCACUUUCCUUAGUAUCUAUGAUCAAAUGCACUAUGUGGAGCAGGGACUAGAAUUGUUCCUCAAAUCUCCCUCCAACCCCCCUACCUUCCAGGGAACCAUAGGUUACAUGCUGCUUUUAACUCUGUGUCUGGUUUUUGUAGUGAGGACCUAUUUAAAAGGACUUAGUAACACCAAACGGGACUAACAUUAGCAAGACACGAUAGCUGUGGUAUUUAAGAGGGCACAUCCACAGAAAAAGCAUGCUGAUGAUAUUGACUUCCCUAGCAGAAGAGCAUGCUGUUUAGGGAACUUGUGUUUUGGUGCAAAAUUACAUGAAAAAAGGCAAUGAUUGGCUCUUUAGCUGCUAUUUUGUUGAAUACAAUCUGGCUUGCUGCCACGGGGGAAUAGAGUAAAUCCAGCACGGAAAGAGUCUGCACAUGUAAUUGCUUUUCAGGAGACAGCUUCUUGGUGGUGUGCACAGUGUAAAGCCAGUACUUGGUGGUGUGCACAGUGUAAAGCCAGAACUAUACCUCAAGGCAGCUCAAGAGCCUGUUUCAUUUGCACAUUUAGCCCACAGAUCCCAUGUUCCAAUGCUGUUUCAGAUUUUGCUGCACCAAAGAUAAAAGUGAUCUUCUACCACUGAACUUUUAAAGAUGUGAAUUCCCUGUGUCCCACAAAUAGUUAGACUUUAGAGCCCAAUACACAAAAUUUAAAAAAAAAAACCCACCAUCAGCGUUGCUUAGAGGGCAUUACCCAAACCAUUUCAGACAUAGCUUUAAUAUUGAGUUCUAUCACUUACCCCAGUGGGUAUUUUGCAAAAUCCUAAAUUUGUUGUGCUGGAGUACAACACUGAGUCAAAGGAGGAGGAAGAAGAUCUAGAUUCCCAUUCACUAUGCAUAGAGAUGCCACAGCCAAUAUCUUUGACUUGAACUCAAAAACUAGCUGCUAAAAUGUGGCAAAAAUAUGCAUUUGUCAUAGGACUAACUUGGCUGAACAAUGAAACUGGUACCAAAAUAAUUUUAUGUAGAUGAGCGGAUGCAUCUUUGAAUUGCAUUGUGCAAUAAAUAAAGGGCAUUAAUAGUUAUAUUAAAUUUAGACAUUCAAAUGUAUGAAAGACUUGUACGGACUAGUAAUUUGGUAUUAUGUGUUAUGGUGCUUGUUGUAUAUAUUAUGUUUUGGGAUAUCUGCACUAGGACAAGUCUGGAAAUGUGUAGCAAGCAUUACCUGACAGCUAAUGUUCUCUAUACUGUGCAAUAUGUAUAUCCUGUACAAAGACUCAGCAUUGUCUGGAAAUGAAGCCUACCAUUAUGUCUGGCCUUUUGUUUUAUUCAUAAAUAGAUGCAGACCUACUGUGGAGAAAAGUUAACAAAAUUCUGUAUAAACUGCAUGGCAUUCCUGUAGCACUUAACACUUCUGCUGCCAAAGGAAUGAGCACAACAUUCCACUUCCCUGCUUUUUAUUUGACAGCAAUAAUCUUAGUUGUAAUUAUUUGAACUACUGAGUUUCUGCCUGUACUCUGUUUCCGUAAAAGGGGGGGGGGGGGUUAAAAAAAAUGUAUUUAUAUUUUAUUUAAGAAAAAAAAGAAUGCACAGGGAUUUUGUGCAUCUUGCCUUGUAUUGUAUUAACUGAGCUCCUACAAUGUGUUAAUGAACGAGAACCAUUUCAGCAUGUAAGUGUUGGACAGGACACUGUAUGCAAAGGGUGACUGCAUAUGUUAUGUAAUGACAGCUUUUCAAGAUCUCUUUAAAUAAUAAUCAGUUCUUUCAUUUUUAA
Xenopus laevis (African clawed frog) is the source of this 2993-nucleotide messenger RNA. It is a transcript of the gene paqr9.L, whose product is annotated as progestin and adipoQ receptor family member IX L homeolog. The transcript has a single exon. Bases 382 to 1425 code for a protein of 347 amino acids. The record is from RefSeq and is a predicted model, not a curated record. NCBI's taxonomy places the organism in Eukaryota, Metazoa, Chordata, Amphibia, Anura, Pipidae. Gene Ontology annotation, molecular function: signaling receptor activity. Gene Ontology annotation, cellular component: membrane.